Messenger RNA from Aspergillus puulaauensis, 822 nucleotides. RefSeq lists its product as uncharacterized. The transcript has 4 exons. The record is from RefSeq and is a predicted model, not a curated record. NCBI's taxonomy places the organism in Eukaryota, Fungi, Ascomycota, Eurotiomycetes, Eurotiales, Aspergillaceae. Gene Ontology annotation, cellular component: intracellular anatomical structure. Bases 1 to 822 code for a protein of 273 amino acids. Gene Ontology annotation, molecular function: oxidoreductase activity, acting on NAD(P)H, oxygen as acceptor.
AUGUCCGCAACCACAGAACACACUGAGAACGUCUCAGCCGACGGUCCUCAAACUCAGCUCACACUCGCCUCCAAGGUUAUUGCCAUCACCGGCGCAAACCGCGGCAUAGGCCUAGGAAUCGCCGAAUCCUGCCUCACAAAUGGCGCAUCACACGUCUACUCAAUCGACAUCGGUGACCCCGGCGAUGACUUCGCUUCCCUCUCCACGCGUUUCCCAGGAAAACUCCACGCCAUAGCCGCCGACGUGACGCGGGAAGAAACCAUCAUCGCGGCCAUCGACAACAUCAUUUCCGAAGCUGGCGGGUUACACGGGAUGGUAGUAAACGCGGGGCGCACGCACCACAAGGCAGCGCUAGAUUUCACCAAGGAGGAGAUUGAGACGUUGUUCAACGUGAAUCUCUUCGGGUCGUUCUUUACGGCUCGCGCGGCGGCGAAGGCCUUUAUUCGGUUGGGCGUUAAGGGGAGUAUUGUUUUCACCGCGAGUAUGGCCAGUUAUAGGCCUAAUAAGAGAGUUCCAUCGGCGCCCUAUGGUGCUUCCAAAGCCGGUGUCCGGAAUAUGACACACACGCUUGCCAUGGAAUGGGCGCAGUACGGGAUCCGAGUGAACAGUGUCUCGCCUGGGCUUGUACAGACAGCUAUGACAUAUUGGGUGCCGCAGCAACCGGACUGGGAGCAGCAGUUGAAGUACUACGGAGGGAUCCCGAGACUGGCGCAGGUACAGGAGCUGGGUGGUGCGUAUGUAUACUUGCUUAGUGAUGCGGCGAGCUAUACUACGAGUAUCGAUAUCCCGGUUAAUGGGGUUAUUGGAAAUCAGCGGUUCUAA